AUGGCAGGCCUUGCUCCCGCAGACAUGCACCGAAUAGUGGAGGCUAUUAAGCAAUCCGGACCGGUUGACGUCUCCAAACCUCUUGAGGUUUCGGGUCUCAAAGGGAAAACAAUUCUGAUCACGGGUGGUGCGUCCGGCAUUGGGGCCUCGCUUGCGCGAGAGUGGGCGGCUCAUGGCGCAAACAUUAUUAUUGGUGACAUCAACACAGCCGCUGGGGAGGCGUUGGUGGCAGAACUGCGUGGCUCGGCGUCGAAGGGCCAGCUUCAUCACUUUCAGCACUGCAACGUCUUGGAUUGGCAGAGUCAGGUCGAAAUGUUCAAAGCUGCAGUGAAAGCAAGCCCAACUGGCGACAUCGACGCCGUGGUUCCUAACGCGGGCGUAGUCGACCCCAAUAAUCCCAUCACGGGCAAGCCAGGGUUCGAGAAUCCAGUCGGACUGGACGGCGAUAGACCAUCGCCGCCAGACUUGAGAGUGAUGGGCAUCAACUGCAUGGCUGUUUUCCAUACCGUCCACUUGGCGCUCUUCUGGCUGGCGAGAAACAAACCUGGACGCGACAGACACAUUCUGCUUAUCGGGUCUAUAGCAUCCUUCUGUCCCGUCGUGGGAGAAUCUCAAUAUACGGCAUCAAAACAUGCAGUCAUGGGCUUGUUCCGAUCAUUGCGAGCCACCUCGUGGCGGCAGGGCGUACGGGUCAACAUCCUGUGCCCAUAUUUUAUCGACUCGGGCCUCAUGUCCCGCGUAGCAUUGACUAUGAUGGCCGGUGGGCGCAUGGCGAAGAUGGCCGAUGUGGUCGAGGCCGCAACGCGGCUCAUGGCGGACGACCAGAUCGUCGGCCGGGGGCUGGUGGUGGGGCCCCGGAUCAAGGUCAGGGACGGGGAGGACGGCGAGCCGAUCGUGGAGCUGAAGGAACCCGAGGACGGGCAGCGUGCUAUGUGGGAUCCUUACCUGCACGAUUUUGAGACGGUGGAGUCGUUCACUCACAAGUACACGCGGGUUCUGAACACGAUCGAGUACCUGAGAGGAUGGGCCGGAUGGGCGAGCGAUCUGGUUCACAUUUUUCUUGUGCGCAAGGGGCCGGAGAAGCUGCAGCCCACUAAGAGAGCAUGA
Molecule: messenger RNA, 1107 nt
Organism: Pyricularia grisea
Lineage: Eukaryota; Fungi; Ascomycota; Sordariomycetes; Magnaporthales; Pyriculariaceae
Exons: 1
Coding region: 1-1107 (368 amino acids)
Molecular function (GO): oxidoreductase activity
Source: RefSeq, a predicted model, not a curated record